UCAAAAUUCAAAAUCUAUAAAAAAGACACCACCUGCUCACUUUAUAACUCACCACCAUCAUAUUACGGAAGCCAUACGCUACCGGAUUGCUGAUCUUAACUGUUCCGGUGACGAUGUCCGAUCAAAGCCCUAAAUCAAUUUUCCCGGUGAUCAUCUUCUCAAAUGUUCAGUGGUUACUUUCAUCUUCUGUUAUGCUUCCGGUUCAUCUGGCCCUUCUAACUAUGGUUUCGAAUGCUUGCUUUACACUAGCAACAUCAAAAUACUGCAAUUUAGAUGAUAUACAUGUUUUCCCAGCAAGCUUUGCCCUAAAGGAGAGGCUGGCAAGUGUUUGCACCUUGGAAUUGAUGCUUGUAGACAAGAUGUUGGUAAAACAGUCAUUGUUCGUGAUGUAUUUUACAACCAACCAGUUCGAAGGAAGCAAAUACACUCCCAACCCAAAGAGGGUCUUGCAUUCUCUGAAAGAGUCUCUGCUAAGAAUACUCCUUGUGCAUCCCAGUGGCUCCUUCAAAAUUGUUGAUUUUGAAAGUGUGGAUUACCAGCUUUGAACAUGUGCUUCUCCUUCUCUAUUGCCUCUAUUGUCUAGUGGGUUUGGGAUUCAUCCUUAACAAUUUGAAUGGAAGCGAUGGUUCAUUGAAGCUCUCAGGAUACAUCUCAGGUCCUGAUGUUUACACAGGCCCAAAUUGAUGGGUAUACAGGUCCUCAUGUUUACACAGUGGAGGUAUACAAGCCCAAAUUGAUGGUGUUAUCAAAUGCGAAAAGCGCAAAAAAGUUCUAAGGUUCAUUGGGGCUUUAAGCGCAGAGCACAAAUAAAGUGUGGGCUUUAAUGAAAAAAGGUAUAUGAGCAAUAGGCAGUGGGACCUGCUAUGUUAAGGUGGAUGACUAUGAUGUACUGGUGCUGAUGGAAGAAAUAUAUGGUAAUCUUUUUGCAAAGUGUUGUACUGAAGUUGAGCUGGAACAUACACAUUUGCGCAUAGGACUUUUAGCCCAAGACAGUAUAUGCGCCUGUUUCUUUCACUUCUCUUCUGUUUCCUUUUUGUCUGGCCAUUCUAACUAUGGUGUCGUAUGCUUCCUUUACACCAGCGGAGAGAGAGAAGGACCGAUUGUAAAUGAUGCUGGUCUUUUGCUAAGGCUUCCUGCCAGCAGGUCUAACCUGUAUGAGAUACAAUCUACAUUUUAGAGGAACUAGCUUCAUUUGAAAAUUAACGUUCUAACAGUUUUAAGAAAUAGUAGAAAUUAUUAAUUAGAAUGAGGGGAUUAAGGAAAAGCUUGAAUAGGCUCUGAGGAAGUGACAAAAUUUUCUUAUUUUUCUUUGAUGAGUGGAGGAAGUGGGAGCACAUGCAAUCAGAGGAGUCCGCGUUUGGUUCCUUUUAGUUUUCGACUGCAUACUAUGGACUGGAUCAAACUUGAAAACUGUUGCACUUCUUAGGAUUACUGAAUUUUCUUUCAACUGAUUACAUAGUCUGAUUAUGUAGACAUUUUGCUAUGAAUUGGAAAGAAAGCUAUUGACUUCAAUGCUAUGCUAUUUAUUAGAAAUGCUUUUCAUUACCAGCUCAGAGUUUCCACUUUGUUUGACUUAUCACCACAAAGAA
This is a messenger RNA of Solanum dulcamara, 1589 nucleotides long. RefSeq lists its product as uncharacterized. The record is from RefSeq and is a predicted model, not a curated record. Lineage: Eukaryota; Viridiplantae; Streptophyta; Magnoliopsida; Solanales; Solanaceae. The transcript has 9 exons. Bases 114 to 545 code for a protein of 143 amino acids.